AUGGCCACUACUUGCAAAUCAUACUUUUUACCUCUUCUUUGCCUAUUCAUCCUCAUCUCCUCCUCCUCCUCCUCCGCCGCCAAGCACCGGCAACGCCAGCCAUGCCGCCACCUCGUGUUCUAUUUCCACGACGUGCUCUUCAACGGCCACAAUUACGAAAACGCCACAUCAGCCAUCGUGGGGUCCCCACAAUGGGGCAACAAGACGGCCAUGGCCGUGCCCUACAACUUCGGGGACAUGGUGGUGUUCGACGACCCCAUAACCCUAGACAACAACUUCCGCUCGCCGCCGGUGGGUCGGGCGCAGGGGAUGUACUUUUACGACACCAAGAACACGUACACGGCGUGGCUCGGGUUCUCGUUCGUGUUCAACUCGAGCGAGCACGUGGGGACGCUCAACUUUGCCGGGGCCGACCCGCUGAUGAAUAAGACGAGGGAGAUUUCGGUGAUUGGAGGGACGGGCGAUUUCUUCAUGGCGCGUGGGGUCGCGACGGUGUCUACCGACGCUUACGAGGGCGAUGUGUACUUCAGGCUUUGUGUCGAUUCCCUCCCUUUCUUUUUCUUCCUCCUCCUCCUCGGAUCAUCGACCACAUCUUACGGGCCGAAUGCUUGGGCCCGGGCCCGGGCCCGAAUCCGCCAGCCAUGCAGGAACAUGACUUUCUACUUCCACGACAUUAUCUACAACGGCCAUAAUUCCAAGAACGCCACUGCGGCCAUCGUGGGGGCCCCCGCGUGGGGCAACACGACGAUCCUCGCUGGCCAGAAUCAUUUCGGAAACGUGGUCGUUUUCGACGACCCCAUCACUCUCGACAACAAUCUUCACUCGCGCCCCGUGGGCCGGGCCCAGGGGUUUUACUUGUACGACAAGAAAGACGUGUUCACUGCGUGGCUCGGGUUCUCGUUCGUGUUCAACUCCACGCGCCACAGGGGCUCCAUAAACUUCGCGGGGGCCGACCCGUUGAUGAACAAGACGAGGGACAUCUCGGUAAUUGGAGGGACGGGAGACUUCUUCAUGGCACGUGGGAUCGCAACGCUGUCGACGGAUGCGUUCGAGGGUGAGGUUUAUUUCCGGCUACGUGCGGAUAUUAGACUUUACGAGUGU
Striga asiatica is the source of this 1101-nucleotide messenger RNA. Lineage: Eukaryota; Viridiplantae; Streptophyta; Magnoliopsida; Lamiales; Orobanchaceae. The record is from the annotation of a GenBank genome assembly.